UGUUGAGGUGCAGUGGUUUCUGGGAUGGGAACCACGCUACUUCACAGAUUUAGGGAGUGAGGCGCGGACCUUUUAACAAACGUUUUAUUUUCACGCUAGGAUCUUGGAAGGUGAUGGAUGUGGCAGCUAACUGUUCUCUGCGGGUGAAGAGGCCUCUAUUGGACCCCCGCUUCGAGGGUUACAAGCUCUCUCUCGAGCCGCUGCCCUGUUACCAGCUGGAGCUUGAUGCAGCUGUGGCAGAAGUAAAACUUCGAGAUGGCCAGUAUACACUGGAACACAUGCAUGCUUUUGGGAUGUAUAAUUACCUACACUGUGAUUCAUGGUAUCAAGACAGUGUGUACUACAUUGAUAACCUUGGAAGAAUUAUGAAUUUAACGGUGAUGCUGGACACUGCUUUAGGGAAACCACGAGAGGUAUUUCGACUUCCUACAGAUUUGACAGCAUAUGACAAUCGCCUUUGUGCAUCUGUGCAUUUCACGUCAUCCACUUGGGUUACCUUGUCAGAUGGAACUGGAAGAUUGUAUGUCAUUGAAACAGGUGAACGUGGAAGUAGUGCUUCUGAAAAAUGGGAGAUUGUGUUCAAUGAAGAGCUUGGGGAUCCUUUCAUCAUAAUUCACAGUAUCUCUUUGCUAAAAGCUGAAGAACAUUCGAUAGCUACCUUACUUCUUCGAAUAAAGAAAGAGGAAUUGGAUAUGAAAGGAAGUGAUUUCUAUGUUUCUUUGGAAUGGAUCACUAUCAGUAAGAAAAAUAAAGAUAAUGUAAAAUUUGAAAUUACUAAGCGUCGUAUUCUUCGUGGAAAGUCAGUGCCACAUUACGCUGCUAUUGAGGCAAAUGGGAACAAUCUAAUGAUUAUUUCCUACAAGGCCUUCACAUUUGUUCCUAUUAGUCAGGAGUUUGAAGAAAAUAUGGAUGAAGACAUGUCAGAGAAAAACAAAGUGGAACCUUUGUAUUACUGGCGACAGACUGAAGAUGAUUUGACAGUAAGAGUACAGCUUCCAGAAGACAUUACCAAGGAGGACAUUCAAGUAGAGUUUUUACCUGAUCACAUCAGCAUCAUGCUGAGGAAUAUCCAGGUUUUAGAAGGAAAGCUCUACUCAUCUAUUGAUCAUGAAAGCAGUACAUGGAUAAUAAAGGAGAAUAAUAGCUUGGAGAUUUCUUUGAUUAAGAAGAAUGAAGGUCUGCCAUGGCCAGAGGUAGUGGUCAAUGAUAAACAAGGGGAACUUGUAAGAGACUCAGCCCAAUGUGCUGCAAUAGCUGAACGUUUGAUGCAUUUGACCUCUGAAGAACUGAAUCCAAAUCCAGAUAAAGAAAAACCUCCUUGUAAUGCUCAAGAGUUAGAAGAAUGUGAUAUUUUCUUUGAAGAGAGCUCCAGCUUAUGCAGAUUUGAUGGCACUACAUUAAAAACUACUCAUGUGGUGAAUCUUGGAGGCAACCAGUACCUUUUCUCUGUCAUAGUGGAUCCUAAGGAAAUGCCCUGCUUCUGUUUGCGCCACGAUGUUGAUGCCCUCCUCUGGCAGCCACAUUCCAGCAAACAUGAUGACAUGUGGGAGCACAUUGCAACGUUCAAUGCUCUAGGUUAUGUCCAGGCAUCAAAGAGAGACAAAAAAUUUUUUGCCUGUCCUCCAAACUGCUCCUAUGCAGCCCUUUGUGAGUGUGUCCGUCACGUUUUCAUCUACCGCCAGCCCACUCCCAUGGCCACUGUGCUGUACAACAGAAAGGAAGGCAGGCGUGUAGGGCAGGUUGCCAAGCAGCAGGUAGCAAGCUUGGAAACCAGUGAUCCUAUUUUAGGCUUUCAGGCAACAAAUGAGAGAUUAUUUGUUCUAACUACCAAAAACCUCUUUUUAAUAAAAGUAAAUACAGAGAAUUGAUUUCUCUAAUAUGUUGGCUUCUCUGUAUUGGCAAAGUAUUAGGUAGUAGCUAGUUAUACUGUAAACCGUUAAAUUUGAAUGUGUUAAAUAAAAACAUCUUAUGAAUUUUUAAUUUUUAAAGAAUAUUAGAAAUGUAUUAAGAUUAUGAUUCUUAAAACGUAAAAUUAAGCUUUAGGUUUAGGGAACACUAGCUUCUAAAAAAAAAUACAAAAAUCAA
Fukomys damarensis (Damara mole-rat) is the source of this 2085-nucleotide messenger RNA. RefSeq names its product NudC domain containing 1 (gene Nudcd1). The record is from RefSeq and is a predicted model, not a curated record. Bases 114 to 1868 code for a protein of 584 amino acids. NCBI's taxonomy places the organism in Eukaryota, Metazoa, Chordata, Mammalia, Rodentia, Bathyergidae. The transcript has 10 exons.